Molecule: messenger RNA, 1320 nt
Organism: Lachancea mirantina
Lineage: Eukaryota; Fungi; Ascomycota; Saccharomycetes; Saccharomycetales; Saccharomycetaceae
Source: the annotation of a GenBank genome assembly
AUGUACGGGAAACCGAAACAAGAGCAAAGAGCUUCCCUCGUACAAUAUGACCUUCACCUCUCUUCCUCCGCCUACACAACGCAGUGGCCACCCUGUGUUCGCUGCCCGCCCGCCGCCUCUUGCCACCCGAUGGCCGGCGACGACGACGACCCCGACCGCCACCAGCUGGCAUCGUUUCAGCGGUACCUACGCCGUGCUCGCAAGAUCCUGUGCAUCGUCGGUUCGGGCGUCUCUGCGUCCUCUGGCAUCUCUACCUACCAGCUGCAGCGCGGGCUAUGGCAGGGCUACCCUGCGCUGGACGUGGCAACGCCAGAGGCGUUCCACGUCAACCCGGGGCUCGUAUGGAUGUUCUACUCUGACCGGCGGCGCGAGGCGCUCCGCGCCCGGCCCAACGCAUGCCACUACGCUCUGGCGGAGCUCUGCCGGCGGCUGCCCCGUGCGGCCUCUGGCGCAACCCCGCACACAGCCCCAGGGGCAGCCCCUGGGGCUGCCCCUGGGGCUGCCGGCGGCUCAGCCGGCGGCUGCCCGCCCCAGGAAGGGCCCGUGGCACUUGUCGUGUCCCAGAACGUCGACGGGCUCCACGAGCGGGCGGGCCAUCCGCCCGAGUCGCUCGUCGAGCUGCACGGCAGCGUCUUCGACCUGCGGUGCACGCAAUUCUUCUGCAGCUACCGCGGACGCAACACGCGUGACCAAUGGCUGACCCCGGCGCUAAGGGAAUCUACCCCGCACGUCCCGUAUGCCCCGCAGCGCGCUGCGGGGCGGAAGCGCCGAGCCGCCGAGCCUGCCGAUGCGGAGGCCUCGGACCGCCGGAAGCGACGAACCGGCGGCGCCGCGGGGCCCGAGCCGUCGGCGGCAGCGUCAGCGGCAGAGUCGUCUGCGUCGUCGCUAGACGACGCAGACGACGCCGGCAACGGCAACUCCGAAGCCCGGCCGUUGCCGUUCCUUCUACCCGCGGGGCUGCCGCAAUGUCCGCAAUGCCACCAAGGUCUUCUGCGGCCGGGCGUCGUUUGGGCGGGCGAGGCCCUGCCGCUCGCGCAAAUGGACACUGUCGAUGACUAUUUCAAGUCCGGCCCGCCCGUCGACCUAGUGCUCGUUGUAGGCACCUCGGGCAAAGUGUGGCCCGCAAUGGGUUACGUGGAGCGCGCCAAGAAGUGUGGCGGCAAAGUGGCGAUCUUCAAUCUCACAGUCGAGGACCUCGAGCAGGUGCGCAAAAGCAAAGAUGUGUGGGGGUUCCAGGGCGACGCGGCUACGUGGCUGCCGCUUGCAUUGAAGCCCAUCAUAGGCGAGCACUACCGGCCCCGCGACUGGUUCCGGCGGUGA